Molecule: messenger RNA, 207 nt
Organism: Loa loa (African eye worm)
Lineage: Eukaryota; Metazoa; Nematoda; Chromadorea; Rhabditida; Onchocercidae
Exons: 1
Molecular function (GO): structural constituent of cuticle
Source: RefSeq, a predicted model, not a curated record
AUGACUGUAACAGCUGAAGAAGAACAGUAUUUGUAUAUGCCUGAUUUAUUUACUGUAACAGAUAUGAAGCAUUUUCGACGUGUUGCAUUUAUUGCUAUUACCUUAAGUACUGUAACAAUGUUAAGUUGUAUUAUUGUUAUGCCAAUGUCUUAUCAAUAUCUUCAAAAAGUGCAAAGUACAUUGAUAAAUGAUAUGGAAUUUUGCAAA